Molecule: messenger RNA, 3576 nt
Organism: Sorex fumeus (smoky shrew)
Lineage: Eukaryota; Metazoa; Chordata; Mammalia; Eulipotyphla; Soricidae
Gene: RC3H1
Product: ring finger and CCCH-type domains 1
Exons: 20
Coding region: 253-3576 (1107 amino acids)
Molecular function (GO): metal ion binding
Source: RefSeq, a predicted model, not a curated record
GGCGGCGGCGGCGGCGGCGGCGGCGGCGGGCGCGGGGCCGCGGAGCUGAGAGGAGCUGCUGCUCGCACGGCGGUUAUAUUUCACACUAUGUGCUGACUGUAUCUACAGAAGAUAUUUAAAACAAAAAAAAAGAUAAACUUUUUUCAAAGAUUUUGAUUCCAGUGGAAUCUUUGCUUAAGCGUGUGUGUGUGUGUGUGUGUGUGUGUGUGUGUGUGUGUGUGUGUGUGUGUGUGAACCGAGACUCCAGACGCGAUGCCGGUGCAAGCCCCGCAAUGGACGGAUUUCCUCUCCUGCCCCAUCUGCACCCAGACUUUCGACGAAACCAUCCGGAAGCCCAUCAGUCUGGGCUGUGGCCAUACUGUGUGCAAAAUGUGCCUGAAUAAACUGCACCGCAAGGCGUGUCCAUUUGACCAGACCACUAUCAACACGGACAUCGAGUUCCUCCCCGUGAACUCAGCACUGCUGCAACUCGUCGGGGCUCAGGUCCCCGAGCAGCAGCCCAUUACUCUGUGUAGUGGGAUCGAAGAUACAAAGCAUUAUGAGGAAGCCCGGAAAUGUGUGGAAGAAUUGGCGUUGUACCUGAAACCACUCAGCAGUGCCAGAGGAGUGGGUCUGAAUAGCAGCACUCAGAGCGUCCUGAGUCGCCCGAUGCAGAGGAAGCUGGUGACUCUGGUCCACUGCCAGCUGGUGGAGGAGGAAGGCAGGAUCCGGGCCAUGCGGGCCGCCCGGUCCCUCGGGGAGCGGACAGUCACGGAGCUCAUCCUCCAGCACCAGAACCCCCAGCAGCUCUCCUCCAACCUGUGGGCCGCGGUCAGGGCCAGAGGCUGCCAGUUUCUCGGACCAGCAAUGCAGGAGGAAGCUUUGAAGCUGGUUCUGCUGGCCCUUGAAGAUGGCUCUGCUUUGUCAAGAAAAGUUUUGGUUCUCUUUGUGGUGCAAAGGUUGGAACCCCGGUUUCCUCAGGCCUCUAAGACCAGCAUUGGGCACGUUGUCCAACUCCUCUACAGAGCCUCGUGCUUCAAGGUCACCAAGCGUGACGAAGACUCUUCCCUGAUGCAGCUGAAGGAAGAGUUUCGAACCUACGACGCGCUGCGGCGAGAGCACGACUCGCAGAUUGUGCAGAUCGCCAUGGAAGCGGGUUUGCGCAUCGCCCCUGACCAGUGGUCCUCCCUCCUCUACGGGGACCAGUCCCACAAGUCUCACAUGCAGUCCAUCAUCGACAAGUUGCAGACCCCGGCCUCCUUCGCACAGAGCGUGCAGGAACUGACCAUUGCCCUGCAGCGGACUGGAGACCCGGCGAACUUGAAUCGCCUGCGACCCCACUUGGAGCUUUUGGCCAACAUCGACCCUAGUCCGGACGCUCCUCCCCCUUCUUGGGAGCAGCUGGAAAACGGGCUGGUUGCCGUGCGCACCGUGGUCCACGGGCUGGUGGAUUACAUCCAGAACCACAGCAAGAAAGGAGCGGACCAGCAGCAGCCUCCACAGCACAGCAAGUACAAGACGUACAUGUGUCGGGAUAUGAAGCAGCGAGGAGGGUGCCCCCGUGGGGCCAGCUGCACCUUUGCACACUCUCAGGAGGAGCUGGAGAAAUUUCGGAAAAUGAACAAGCGCCUGGUGCCCAGAAGGCCCCUGAGUGCCUCCCUAGGCCAGCUGAAUGAGGUGGGCCUCCCCGCCGCCGCUCUGCUGCCCGAGGAAGGCGCCGUGGACCUGCCCGGCAGGAAGACCCCUGCGCUGCCCAACGGGAUUGUGGCGGCGGGGACCACCGUGGCGAAGCUGAUUCCCCGGGGGACGGAGCCCGGCUACGACGCCAGCCUGAAGCCGGGCAAGAUGGAGCAUCUGAGCAGCAGCGCACCCGGCUCCCCGCCCGACUUGCUCGAUGCUGCCCCGAAGAGCAUUUCUGCCUUACCUGUGAACCCGCACCCGGUGCCUCCAAGGGGGCCCGGAGACCUGCCCUCUCUGCCUGUCACCAAACCACCCCAGAUGGUGUCUCGAGGGUCUCCACUCUACCCAGCGCAGCAGGCGGACGUGUAUUAUCCGGAUCCCCGAGGGACGGCCGCGCCCCCCUUUGAGCCAGCACCGUACCAGCCAGGCAUGUACUACCCGCCGCCGCCACCCUGCGUCUCCCGCUUCGUGCGUCCGCCUCCCACCACCGCUGAGCCUGCGCCCCCCUACCUGGAGCAUUACCCGCCCUACCUGCAAGAGCGCGUGGUGAGCUCGCAGUACGGCGCCCAGCCGCAGCAGUACCCGCCCAUGUACCCGCCGCACUACGACGGCCGCCGGCUCUACCCGCCCCCGUCGUACGGGCGCGAGGAGGUCUUCCGGGAGAGCCCCGUGCCCCUCGACAUCCCGCCGGCCGCCGUCCCACCCUACGUGCCCGAGCCCCGGGAGCGCUACCCGCAGAUGGACGCUUACUACCCCGUGUCUCCGCACCCCGCGCAGCUCCGGCCCUACGUGCGGGAGUCUCCUUACGGCCGGUUUCCUCCGCCGCCGCAGCCACACCCCAGCCUGGACGAACUGCACCGGCGCCGGAAGGAGAUCAUGGCCCAGCUGGAGGAGAGGAAGGUCAUCUCCCCGCCGCCCUUCGCGCCCUCGCCCACCCUGCCGCCCGCCUUCCAUCAGGAAGAGUUUCUGGAUGAAGACUUGAAGGUGGCGGGCAAGUACAAGGGGAAUGACUACAGCCAGUACUCGCCCUGGUCCUGCGACACCAUCGGCUCCUACAUAGGCACCAAAGACGCAAAGCCCAAGGACGCGGUGGCGUCGGGGAGCGUGGAAAUGAUGAACGUCGAGAGCAAAGGAAUGAGAGACCCGAGGCUGGAUCUUCAGAGAAGAGCCGCGGAAGCCAGCGAUGACGACCUCAUUCCGUUCGGGGACCGGCCCACAGUCUCGCGCUUUGGCGCCAUAUCCCGGACGUCCAAAACGCUCUACCAGGGAGCUCCCCCAAAGUCGUUGAACCUGCCAGAUUACAGUCCGUAUGGAGCCCACGGAGGCUGGGGGCCGUCCCCAUACUCCCCACACCCGAGCAUGCCUUCUCAGGGACACUUCAGCGAGAGGGAGAGGAUUUCCAUGUCGGAAGUGGCCAGUCACGGGAAACCCCUCCCGUCUGCGGAGAGGGAACGACUUCGCCUGGAACUGCAGCAGCUCAACCACCAGAUCAGCCAACAGACCCAACUCCGCGGAUUGGAGAGGGAUGCGAGUGCCCUGGCCGGCCAGCCACCGCCCAAGUGGCCCGCGAUGGUGUCCAGCGAGCAGCUGAGCCUGGAACUGCAUCAGGUGGAGAGGGAGAUCGGGAAGAGGACGCGGGAACUGAGCAUGGAGAACCAGUGUUCUCUAGACAUGAAAAGCAAAUUGAAUACGAGUAAGCAAGCGGAAAACGGACAGCCAGAAUCCCAAAACAAAGUGCCGGCUGAGGACCUGCCAUUGACCUUCAGUGAUGUGGCGAAUGGAUCAGCCUUGACACCGGAGAACGUCAGCCUCCUGGCGAGCAAGACCAGCUCUCUGGCCCUGACCGAGGACCCCGAGGGAGGCGGGGACAGCGGCGACGCCCAGAGACCGGGGGCCACGUCCAGUGCAGCUCCCUGA